Cryptococcus amylolentus CBS 6039 is the source of this 1812-nucleotide messenger RNA. RefSeq lists its product as hypothetical. NCBI's taxonomy places the organism in Eukaryota, Fungi, Basidiomycota, Tremellomycetes, Tremellales, Cryptococcaceae. Gene Ontology annotation, biological process: transmembrane transport. The record is from RefSeq and is a predicted model, not a curated record. Bases 52 to 1374 code for a protein of 440 amino acids. Gene Ontology annotation, cellular component: membrane; intracellular membrane-bounded organelle. The transcript is spliced from 8 exons.
CAUCUCUAUACAUCCCUCUUUAUCCCGUCGAUACGCCCCUAUAUAUCCAAGAUGGUGCUCAAGAUGGGGGUCUCCACCCUCGUGGCGGGCAUGUUUCUCACCGGCUGUGCAAACAGUCUUCUCUCCAAGUACCAAGACAUGGAAUGCGUAGAGCAAUGCGAUACAAGCACUCCCAUCGCAUUCGAACAGCCUGUGUGGCAAACAUUGAAUAUGUUCAUCGGCGAAUUUGGAUGCUGCCUUCCCCUUCUAUGGAGCUACUAUCAUGGUCGCGAAAUGAAGACCUCCAGCGGCCCUCAGGCGUCUGUGUUUAGUCGCAUUGUCGCUCGUCUUCCGCUUGGCUCAGGCCCCACUACUCAACCUGAAGAAUACUCUCGCGUUGACGACCACCUUGAAGAAGAUUCGGAGGCCGAGGAUGAGGACGCGGGUCACGUUCUGCAAGGCUGGAGGAUGUGCUGGAUGUGGUUUCCCGCUUUCUUUGACAUAUGUGGGACCACGCUCAUGAAUGUUGGGCUCAUUCUCACCCCGGUCUCUAUAUUCCAGAUGUCUCGAGGUGCUCUUGUACUCUGGGUGGGGGUGAUGUCUGUCAUCUUUCUCCGUCGACACCUUUAUCUGUACCAAUGGUCCGCCCUGAUCAUCGUUACUUUGGGUGUCUGUCUUGUCGGCCUCUCAGGAAGCUUGGUCAAGAAAGCCGUCAGUGACCCUGUCAAUUUUGUGCACACACUUUCCACUGCGCCCGCAAAUGACCCUGCUCGGGUCGCAGUCGGCGUCAUACUCAUUCUCUUUGCCCAGAUCUUCACGGCGUGUCAAUAUGUGGUAGAGGAGAAGAUUAUGUCUCGCUAUCAAGUAGACCCGAUGAAAGCGGUCACGCUUGAGGGCUUCUUCGGUCUUACGACUACUCUUCUUGCUAUGCCGUUCCUCCAUCUCUUCUUCCACGACAAAUCCCCCUACUUUGACAUCCCUCGAGGCUGGCAGCAAAUCAUCUCCACCCCCACUGUGCUCUACUCUUGCUUUGCCAUCAUGCUCUCCAUCGGCUCCUUCAACUUUUUUGGUUUGAGCGUCACUAGCAGCGUCAGCGCCACCACAAGAAGCACUGUGGACACCUGCCGUACCUUGGGGAUUUGGGUAGUCAGCUUGGCUUUAGGCUGGGAGGCUUUGGUGUGGCCGUUCUCCUUGCUUCAAGUGACAGGUUUUGCCAUGCUAGUCUAUGGAACGUUUGUCUUCAACGGCCUGAUCAGACCUAUCAUUUUCCCUCCACCACCUAGCAUUCAUCUUCCUCACGAGCCAGAGCUCGAAGAGACCGGCGAAGUGCCUGCCGCUGGCGCUCAAGGCAGAGCUGGCUACGACGUUGUGCCGGAGAAUGAACACCGAGCUUAGACGGUGACCACUUGGCAGCAUAUGGACCAGGUCCGUCUUUUGUAUAUUAUAUGCAUGACACAAAGUAUUCAUGAAAUCAAUGACACGGAUCAAUGACACGGAGGAAUAAAUUCCUGCAUUUACAAUAUGACCAACGUCGUAUCUUUCAUGAAAAGGUCUGGAUAAGCAUAGGGACCAUUGCGUCCCAGCUCAUAAGUCUGAGAUUUUCUCUCCCCCCACGCAAACGGAAUCCGAAACGCACGCCGAGCGCCGUUCAAUGACGCUUCGACACGUACCCAUCAUCUGAGCGUCGUGAUCUUGCUCUGCAGCAAGGCUCUAUACACCGAUUGCCCCAUUUGGUCUCGAUAGCAAGAGAUAUUACUUGGGGAGAGGAUACUACAGUUGGUCAGUGAUCUUGCACCUAGACACAUCGGAUGGAUGUCACCUGUUGAAGAGUCG